UUUGGUGUUUAAUUUGAAAGAAAUCAAGCAAAAAAAAACAACGAUAAAAACAUGCUAAUUACAAAUCAUCAAGUUUAAAAGAAAAAAAACAAUAAUUGUUCAUUCGACCAUUUCAUCGUCAUCAUCGUUGUAUCGGCUAUCGAUUCGAUAUUUUGAAUAUGCAUCCAGAUAGUGAUUAUGUUCAUAGUGUUGAACAAUGUUCAUCCAUUUCGACCAUUUCUGCCAAUUGGUUGCAAACGAUUCAAUGGAAUCGUGAAGAAUGUUUACUUUGGAAAAAUUUGAUUGAACAUGAUUCGAAUCAAUUGGAAAAACUUUGCUCAUAUAAUGAAUUCGAUGAAAUCAUCAAACAACAGAUACGUUUUCUAGAGAAUAAACUUGUCCGAAAUUUCGUUAAAUUGAUUUUUGCCCGAAGACAUUGGUCAAAAUGGGAUGAGAUUGAUGAUUUGCAUAGUUUUUCAAUCGUAUCGAAUUGGUUUCAAGCCAUUGGAUUAGACCAUAAAUGCAAAGAGAUACUUUUGGAUCAUUAUGAAGACAUAGAAGAACUAUUAAACGCUGAUGAAGAAGAAUUGAAAAUUCUAUUAAUGCGUGGAUUUCAAUUGAGAUUGGAUGAAUUGGAUUUCGAUGAUGACAUUUGCAACAAUGAUGAAGAUUUUAAGGAUUCGUAUGGCUUUUAUAACCAACAUGACAGAAAUGGAUCCAUAACUGAUGAUGAUAAUGAAGAUAAUGAUCACGAAAAAUCUACUAUUAAACAAGAUUUACGGAUGUAUAUUCAUGAUUAUAUCAUACGCGUUUGGAAAGCUCACCGAUCAAUGCAUCGAUGUUUGGAUACAAUAAAAAAUUUCGAUGAAUUGCCGUCAACCAUUUUAGACUUGUAUUGGGAUUCCUGGGAUCAUUGGAUUCAACGAGCUGAUGAAAGUCAAAAAGCAUCGCUUGCUUCAGCCAUCGCAAUGCUUAAAAAGGCAAAACAUUCACCCAAACCAUUGCCACCUCUUCCAGAUUUAAAGGCAAAUUUCUUACGAAAUUAUCGCAUCAAUGGUGAUUCAAGAUCGACAGGUUCGAGUCCUUUAUCACCUCCAGUCCCUCCAUUAUCAGCUGGGAAUUUUAGCCAUCGAUCAACAUCUUCGUCAUCAUCAUCGAUAAUUCAAUCAGGAUUUCAUAAUCUAAAUUUAAUUAUUGACCCGAAUCACGUUCCCUAUUCUAAUAGUAGCUCACAACAAUCUUCUGGUAAUCUUCAGCAUCGACGCCCUACUCCUCCUCCAACACCUCCAGUAUCACAUCAUCAAACAAAAAAGUCUUUCAUUUUACUCUCUUCAGCAACUCUUUUUAACAAUGCUGCUUCAAAUAGUCGCAAUUCUAGUGAACGGAAAUUUCCAACAACCCCACCGCCAAUACGGCGUCAUCAGACUAAUAUAUUCGGGAUUGGCGAAAAUUUUCCUCUCACCAAAAGCAAAUCUCACGAAGAGCAUCUCUCCAAUAGGAUUGAACUAUUGGAUCCAGUCAUAAACAGUAAAUUAUUGAAAAAAUACAAUCUGGUCUCAAUAUGUGGAAAAAGUCAAAAGCCUUGUCAUCAACACAACUAUCAUCAUCAUCAAUCCUCUAAUAAUAAACAUAAUUCGCUGGAUAAUUUACCUCAUGUUCCAACAUCCACAAACAUGGCUUCACAAACACCUUUUCCUCACCAUUCACAACGUCGAAGAUUGGCAACCGAGCCUGGAAGCAUCGGAUCAAUAUCACCUAUUCUUACUUCAUCAAAUUGUUCAUCACCUAUUGCAAUAUCACCGGAAAAUCAAACCUAUCAUGAUAAUUCUAAUAGUAACAAUAUUACAAACAAUAAUAACAACAGACAAUCAGCAGCCGUUGAUAAUUGUUUUUUGGAUUCGACAGUUCCACGAUCUCCAAGAUCACAGGCAAUGAGUCAUUCCAUUCAUCAUCGAUUUGUAUCGACAAUGAAAAUUAACUCGAUUCAAUGUAAUGUUUGUGAGAAACAAAUGUUUUUUGGAUUCAAGUGUCGUGAUUGUAAAUACUAUUGCCAUCGAGAUUGUCAGGAUAAGGCACCAAAUUCGUGCGGUCUUCCAAACGAAUUGGUUGAUAUUUUCAAACAAACCUUAAGUGAACAUAAUGUUGGUGGUCAUCAAACUCGGUCAUCAUCACCAAAAAAUCAACAUCAGCAAUCUAUGAUACCACAACGAGCAAAAAGUCAAAUGUCAAAUUAUUAUUGUGGUUCUCAGAUGAAUCUUAUCGGUGGUGGUUCCCAUAGUUCAUCUUCAAAUCCAUCAUCACCUGCAGCCGUUUUCUUGCAUCAUAAUCAACAACAUCAACAUCAAUUAUACAAUAGCAAUGCUCAAUCAUCUUCAAGCUCUUCAACAACUAUUUCACCUACUGGACCAAUUUAUUAUUCAAAUCAGAAAACACCUGGAAGUGCUUGUAGUGGUUCACAAUUUCAAUUUCCUCCCGAUAUCAAUAUUACAUCAACAAUGUCUGUCGAUUAUGAUGAUUCAUUAAUGGUAACAGAGCAAUUUAGUCCAACUUUAAUGUCCACUGAGAUGGAAAUUGAAAAUACACCAUCAAAUUUUAUUUCUACAAUUCAAGAAGAAGAAGAAGCUGCCACAACUGGUGCUAUUUCUAGAGCUUCAACUGCAUCUCCAACCAUAACACUCACUUCACAAUGUUCAACUUUACCACAACAUUCAACGCUUAUUGAUAGUGAUAAAUCAAACAAUUCGGCGCUUAUAACUAGUGGAUCUUCAGGCGAUUCAAUUCGAACCGUUACAGGUCGGUUGGAUUCACAAGAUUCUCAAGCAUCGGAUGUAGAUCAAAAUGAUCGAGGCAGUGCUACACCGUGGCCGAGACAAAAUUCUGUUACAUCAUGUGAAUGGGAUAUACCAUAUGAUGAGCUUAUAAUCGAAGAAGAAAUUGGUACCGGCCGUUCUGGAACUGUUUUCCGUGGUAAAUGGCAUGGAACUGUUGCUAUCAAGCGGUUGAACAUGGGUCAAACAAAUGUGAGUGAAGAGAAGAAGGCAUUUGAAACUUUCAAACAGGAGGUGGCCAUUUUUCGUAAAACACGUCAUGAUAAUCUAGUGCUAUUCAUGGGCGCUUGUAUGAAACCACCUCAUUUGGCCAUUGUAACAUCAUUUUGUAAAGGUCUGACAUUGCAUACGCACAUACAUGUUAGGCAUGACAAAUUCAAUCUAAAUCGUACAACCAUGAUUGCUGAACAAAUAUGUUUGGCCAUGGGUUAUCUUCAUGCUCGUGGUAUUAUCCACAAAGAUCUCAAGACUAAGAAUAUUUUCUACGAAAAUGGCAGAGUAAUCAUUACUGAUUUUGGUCUUAGUUCGGUUGCCAAACUUUGUAUGUCUAAUCGAAGAGGCGAUCGGCUUACUGUACCAAAAGGAUGGCUUUGUUAUUUGGCGCCGGAACUUAUUCGGACAUUGAGUGUUUAUUCACAGGAUGGUGGUGAUGAUUUACCGUUUUCAUUCAGUACCGAUAUCUAUGCAUUCGGAACGGUUUGGUUUGAAUUAUUAUUUGGUAGUUGGCCAUUUUCCGGUCAGCCACCUGAAGUAAUCAUUUUUCAAGUGGGCAAAGGAAUCAAGCAUCCGAUUACUAAUUUUCAAGCAUCCAAAGAGAUUAAAGAUCUUUUAUAUACAUGUUGGACAUUCAAUCCGGAUAGUAGACCCGAUUUUAGUAAACUAUAUGAAUAUAUUGAAAAAUUACCAAAAAAACGAUUACAACGUUCACCAUCACAUCCGGCUCAUUUGCAACAUGCAUCUGAGCAAACAUUUUUCUAAGUUCCUAUAAUGAAAGUAUUUAUUCAUUUGGUGGUAAAUGCAUUUGUAUAAAUAUCAAAUCACAAGUCAUAGAAACAUCAUUUUUUUUCACCUAUCCAACAUUCAUUGGCUGUGAUCAAUCAAUACUACAUUACUGAUCAUCAAACACACAGAUAUCCAUCAUAAUAAGACAUAUUAUUCUACAUACCAUUAGUCAUCAUUUUUUGUGUGCUUUUUUGUGUGAAUAUAUAAAAUUGGUUUUUAAAAAAAUGUGAUUUGUCACUACAUGUUGUUGCGAAAAAAAUUACUAUUCUAGUCUAAUUUUAAAAUCUACAUCACUGGAUUCUGGAUUUUUUUUUUAAAUAAAAUUUUCAUUAAAAACCAAAUUUCAAUGUGUGCAA
Dermatophagoides farinae (American house dust mite) is the source of this 4165-nucleotide messenger RNA. The record is from RefSeq and is a predicted model, not a curated record. NCBI's taxonomy places the organism in Eukaryota, Metazoa, Arthropoda, Arachnida, Sarcoptiformes, Pyroglyphidae.